Gadus macrocephalus (Pacific cod) is the source of this 2038-nucleotide messenger RNA. RefSeq names its product tetraspanin 36 (gene tspan36). NCBI's taxonomy places the organism in Eukaryota, Metazoa, Chordata, Actinopteri, Gadiformes, Gadidae. The transcript is spliced from 7 exons. Gene Ontology annotation, biological process: protein maturation; protein localization to plasma membrane; regulation of vascular endothelial growth factor signaling pathway. The coding region runs from base 243 to 977 and encodes 244 amino acids. The record is from RefSeq and is a predicted model, not a curated record. Gene Ontology annotation, cellular component: membrane.
UGUAUGACGUAAGAGCGCUCAUGCGUCAGGCGAUAGGACCGGUCUAUCACUGCCAGCUUCCUUUGAACAUGUGACUGUUGUGUGUAAGCAAAGAGCAGUCACGCUGGAAGCAGUGCAGUCCGAUUCUCCGAACUUGUGAUCCAACCUCCGGAUCACAACCACACCAGCCGGGACACCUAUAUAUUGAAAGCAGAAGCCGCCCUUUAUUCCUUCUCUCCAUUCCUCAAAAGAUAUCGAUCAAGAUGGACUGCGGAAUCAUCACGUCGAAAACUGUGCUACUGCUUCUCAGUCUAAUAUUUUGGGCUGCGGGAGCCGCCUUAGCCUAUGUGGGGGCCUACAUCAUCCGGAGCUACACCAACUUCGCGGCCUUCCUGGAGGACCAAUAUGUCAUGAUCCCAGCCGUGAUCAUCAUCUGUGUCGGCGUGGCGAUGUUCCUUUUGGGCUUGCUGGGAUGCUGUGCCACAAUCUCAGAGUCCAAAGUCGGCCUUGGCUUGUUCCUGGUCGUCAUCCUGGCGCUCUUCGCUGGUGAAGUUGCUGCUAUGACCUUCUGUUUCAUCUACCAGGGCAAGAUAACUGAGGACCUGCAGCGUUCGAUGACCGACGUCUUCAUGAAGUACGACAGCCAGAGCACAGAGAGCAUUGCCGUGGAUCACCUGCAGUCCCAGUUGCAGUGCUGUGGAGUGUUUAACCUGAGCAGCUGGGUGUCCACCCCCUGGUACACCAGCCACAACAACACAGUGCCCGUCUCCUGCUGCAAGAACCAGACGGAGUGCACCGGCCAGCUCGACCAGCCUCAGUUCCUCUUCACAAAGGGAUGCCAAGACCAGGUGGAUGUGCUCCUUCAGAAUGUGUUGAGUUAUGCCAUGCUGGUGAAUUUGGGCUUCGCCAUAAUUAUGGUCUUCGGGAUGCUGAGCGUGUGUGUGAUCACCUGUAGGUGCAACGACAGGAGGAAUGGCUACCAUCCCAUCUAUAACUGAGGCAGUUCCUUCUCCACCAGGCAUUUAGCUUAGAUAUUCUUCCUCAGCCUUAUCCUUUCUCCUCUUUCUGACACAGUACCUGCUCUACCAUGCAUUUAGCUGAGUGAAGCUCCGUCAGUCUUAACCUUUCUCCUGUCUCCUCCCAUGGCUGCCUGUUACGUCCCUGCGCCUCGCUAUAGGAGUUCACACACUUCCCCAGAGUCACCGUUAGACUGCAAUCAGAAGGGAAAUGUUACCAAACCUUUUAGUAUAACAGCCCUUUUUCUGGAACUUUCUUAAAAUAAUUUGAUAAUAAUUGUAAAAUAAUUUGAUGAAUGAGGACACAUGUGACAUUUUUGCAUUUGUCACACGUCUAAAACAUGAAUGUUUUUAAACGAAAAAACUUUAAAGCAAGGAAUCAGUUUCUUUUCCAACUUGGAAAACAAUUUUGGACACAAUUCACAAAACACUUAACUACUAAGAAGACAAUUCACGAAACACUUCACUUUAUAAAAGUAACUUCACGAAACACUUAAGUAUAAAGAGUUACCUAGGAACAUGUGGCUCAUCCUCACAAAUCUUUUUUCGAACCGUACAUUGAACAUGCUGUGAAAAGAUUUUUGACAUUGAGCUUUACAUAUGCCCGGGCAGGAAUGGUUUUCACAAAGCACUGAUUCGACUCGUAUAUCCAUAUAUCUACUGAACACAAAAUAAAUUGUUAUUUUAUUUAACACAAUACAAGGGGUUAACCAUUAUUUGUUUUCUUCCUUGGGGUUUUAGUGAACGCCUCUGCGCUGCUUUUACAUGACAAAAAGAAACCACUACUCCACCUAUAGGGGAGCUAAUAUGAGGAUGAAGUCACUCACAUAUGAGGUAUUAUAUACGCUGUUUUGUAUUGAUUUUAAAUGGGCAUGAUUCAGAGGCUAAGAUUGUAGUUUGAUAAAUGUUUAUCUAUUUUAAGCCUCUUCCAUACUAAAUGCAAAGUUCUCCCUUAUCGUAUCUUUUCAAAGUUAUGCAUUGAUGGGAUUACUGUUGUGUAUAAUUGAUUGCUAAAGUAAUAAAUUAUACUAUGGAAACAAUGA